CUACAGACUACCCUCCUGCCUACUUACUCAACUGUUUCAAAAUCCUCAACUCCGCUUUGUUACUCUUCCCACCACUUCACAUCCUCCAUAACAGGAUUUCUCGCGUUCCCCAAAGGCCCGAACCCUUUUUAUUCUCAUCGAACAUGUCGUUACAGAACGAUGACCGACCGCGAGUUGAUGGCUACGUGCAACCUCAGCGAGUCAAGAGGCCGCCUUUCUCGGUGGACGCCCCCGGCUAUGAGCCAGUAGAGGGCGAGACUAUACCGAGGCGGAACCCCUUGGCUAAAGACAAGCUCAUCGUCUUGCCAUCGGACGACGUCAAGACCGUCUAUGACAACUUGAAAAGAGCUUCCGCAAAAUUUGGAAACGCCAAAGCAAUUGGGACAAGGAGAAUCAUCAAGACUCACACCGAAAUCAAGAAGGUUAAGAAGAUUGUCGAUGGCCAGGAACAAGAGGUGGACAAGAAGUGGACUUAUUUCGAGCUCAGCGGGUACGAAUACAUGAGUUUCAUCGAAUAUGAGAAAUUGGCACAUGAUUGCGGUUCCGGUCUCCGCCACCUGGGAAUCUCGAAGAAUGACAAGAUACAUCUCUAUGGUGCUACGAGCGCACACUGGCUUGCAAUGUCGCACGCAGCAGCAUCACAAUCCGUUCCUAUCGUUACCGCCUAUGACUCCCUCGGAGAGGAAGGCUUGAGGCAUUCUCUCGUUCAAACCGGAUCCGUCGCCAUCUUCCUAGACCCCAACCUCAUUCCUACGUUGAUCAAAGUCCUGAAGGAUGCCAAGAGUAUCAAAUCCGUCAUCUUCAAUGAUCAGCCUGAAAUCAAGGAUGCCGAUCUACAAAAGUUCAAAUCAGAAUAUCCAGACGUCAGGAUCAUCGGCAUUGAAGAGCUCAGAAAGUCCGGCUCAGAUAACCCUGUUGAUCCUGUGCCACCUACUCCGGAAGAUCUGGCUUGCAUCAUGUACACUUCUGGCUCUACAGGUCCACCAAAGGGUGUCACAAUCAAGCACAAGGCUGUGGUGGCAGCCAUGGCUGGUGUUCAAAGCAUAGUCAGCCCCUACAUCGGACCCGCUGAUGCGUUGCUCACCUAUCUUCCCCAAUCCCACAUCUUCGAAUACAUGUUCGAGAAUGUUUGCAUGUUUUGGGGCGGCACCAUGGGUUAUGGCAACCCCAAGACUCUUUCGGACACAUCGGUGCGGAACUGCAAAGGUGAUAUCCGGGAGUUUCAACCAACAGUCCUGAUCGGAGUGCCGGCAGUCUGGGAGAGUGUCAAGAAGGGUAUCCUUGCAAAGAUCAAUAGCAGCUCUUUUGUGGUCAAGAACAUGUUUUGGGGAGCUUUCGCUCUGAAGCAAAUGCUUCUCGGGGCCGGCCUUCCUGGAGCAGGCAUCCUUGACGCCAUCGUCUUUAAGAAAUUGAAGGAUGCUACUGGCGGCCGUCUCCGCAUUGCUUUCAAUGGUGGCGGUCCCAUCUCGCAGGAGACUGUCAAGUUCAUCAGCUACGCAGUCACACCCAUGAUAUCUGGUUAUGGCCUUACGGAGACUUCCGCCAUGGGAGCCAUUCAAGAUCCCCUGGCCUGGGAUCCUACCGCACUGGGCGAUAUACCAGGCUCCAUCGAAAUCAAAUUGGUCGACUUCCCGGAUGCUGGUUAUUUUGCGAAGAACAACCCUCCGCAGGGUGAAAUCUGGAUCAGGGGUCCCUCCGUUACUGAAGGCUACUGGCAGAAUGAGGAGGAGACGAAGGAUGCCAUCACCGAGGACCGCUGGUUCAAGACGGGCGACAUUGGAGAGUUCAAUGCCAAUGGUCACUUGAAGAUCAUCGACCGCAAGAAAAACUUGGUCAAGACAUUGAAUGGCGAAUACAUCGCUCUCGAGAAAUUGGAGUCGGCUUAUCGUACGGCACCUAUUGUCGGCAACAUCUGUGUGUUUGCUGCACAGGACAAGGCCAAGCCCAUUGCAAUCAUUGUGCCGGUCGAGGCGGCACUACAGAAGGUUGCAGCAGCAAAUGGAAUCAAGGGAGAGUCCAUAGAGGAAAUGGUGCACGACAAGAAACUCAAUGGCGUCGUCCUAAAGGAGAUUCAAAAGGCUGGACGUGAAGCAGGUCUUGCCGGCAUUGAGAUCGUCGACGGUAUAGUCCUGGCUGACGAAGAAUGGACUCCGCAGAACGGUUUCAUUUCUCCUGCGCAGAAAGUACAGAGGAAGAAGAUUCAGGCUCACUAUGAAAAGCAAAUCAAGGAGGCAUACGAGAACUGAUGGCGCAAUGUCGAGAUUGCCACGAAUGCCCCAUUCACUGGACCUUUUGAUCGAGCUGUAUAAUAAUGUCGCCUUGCAGUUAGCGGGGAGGUUUGCAAUUGCUGGCUUCUAGCGAGCGAGCUGAGCUGGGUGUUAGGAAUCGGCUUGUCGACCGAAAGAAAUAGCAUAAUGAUGAUCACCCAUGGACGCUGUUGUACUAUCGAACGACAUCUCUCCUACAACAUCAAAGCUCUUCGGAUUAAAAUGUUGCCAUUCUGCGGACAAGGCAUUCGAGAUCUUGGCCAGACUAACGGUCUACAUGAAAAGAAUAUUUAUCUGUCCGUCAAUCGACCACUGAGUUGUUUCUGACAAACACCUUGUCUAGCAUCUC
Messenger RNA from Exophiala viscosa, 2616 nucleotides. RefSeq names its product long-chain fatty-acid-CoA ligase. The transcript has 3 exons. Gene Ontology annotation, cellular component: plasma membrane; endoplasmic reticulum; lipid droplet. Lineage: Eukaryota; Fungi; Ascomycota; Eurotiomycetes; Chaetothyriales; Herpotrichiellaceae. Gene Ontology annotation, biological process: long-chain fatty acid metabolic process; long-chain fatty-acyl-CoA metabolic process. The coding region runs from base 144 to 2246 and encodes 700 amino acids. The record is from RefSeq and is a predicted model, not a curated record. Gene Ontology annotation, molecular function: long-chain fatty acid-CoA ligase activity.